Messenger RNA from Branchiostoma floridae (Florida lancelet), 3096 nucleotides. RefSeq lists its product as uncharacterized. The transcript is spliced from 4 exons. Gene Ontology annotation, biological process: regulation of lipid biosynthetic process. Lineage: Eukaryota; Metazoa; Chordata; Leptocardii; Amphioxiformes; Branchiostomatidae. Gene Ontology annotation, cellular component: cytosol. The coding region runs from base 284 to 1675 and encodes 463 amino acids. The record is from RefSeq and is a predicted model, not a curated record.
GAAGAUUAGAUUUCUUUGGGAGACAUUCCUCCUGUUAAGAAAUUUGAAACGUUCCCGCAGAUGUCACUGGGCUUCGAGCGCAGGUCACGGAACACUCGUUAUUAGUCUUGUUUGUGUGUUGUUUGGGGAGUGUGCAUUACAGCGGGCGGUUAAAACUCCGCGACGAUCUCCUGCCAUUCAUUGAGAAGACACUGCCGACUUUGAGGCACACGAAAGAGCUGAAAAACAGCCGGUCUAGACGUGAUGAGAUAAAGGCCAGAGACUUCUCCGCUAGUCACGAAACAUGGAACCCCAGGGAACGUCCACUACGUCUACCGUGCGUGUGCAGAGCUCCGGCGGGCCUCCCCCCGUGGUCGCCCGAAGGAAGGGAAUCAGCGACCCGCCGCCCUCCCCGAUACGGAAGCGGAUCAAGGCUGGAGAGGACAGACUCAGAAGCCUGGAGGAAAGUGGGUUCCUCAGCGACCCCUCCCCUUUUCUAGAUACGGAAAUGGACGCAGAAGAAAUGCCGAUGGCUGAUGAAGAAGCGCCACCUUGUGACACUCCGAUGAAUGACAUGAGCUCUCUCCACAACAUCAUAGACGGAGGGAGCCCUGCGGACGUGGCGCAAGCUGUCUUCGCUGUCCCCGCUGUCAAGCAAGAGCUUCUCCGUAUGUUCCUGGAGGAAGUUGGGACCGAGAGCUCGCUCCUAUGUUCCGAGGGGAUUCUCUCGGCCAUCAAGCUGCUAACAGGCGGGCAGAACCUGAGAGAACGGCUUCAGGAGUGCGCGCCGAUACUCCUGAAUGUCCUGGACACCGUGUCGGACACCAUGACAGCCUUCACCAAAGCGCAGCCCACCAAGGCGGGGAAACGCGCACUGGAGGACUUGAAGAGGCAACUCACCAAGAUGGGGAAAGUCCACGUGGGGACCAAGAUUGUCGAGUCCGCCAAGGAGACGUUUGAAGGGGUGAGCAGCGGAAGCGAAAAGGAGAGUCGUAGCGGCAGUGUCUCGGACGACAAUGCCUCUGAGGCUGAAUCAUCCAGUUCCUCUCCGGAGCCAGAACGUCGAGUUCGUACUCCGCUAACCCGGAUGCAGUCGGAACCAGUCUCCCUGAUGCAGUCAACCCCAACCGUCGCCAGUAACGCCGCCGAAAAGAAACGCACGCACACUCGCACACCAUCCGCACCGAUCCAAAUCCCCUCCGUUUCCGUGGCGAUGCCGGCAGAAGACGUUGACAUGUCCUCCUCACCCUCGGACGGCUUCAGGGAAAGAAGCCUCAGCUUACCGUCAAACUCUAAGCUCUUCCAGAGAGGCUACCGGCAGGGCAUCUUCGAGGAACAUCACUCGAAAUCCAUCAAGACGUCCGUGGAGGUCUUCGUACGCGCUGUUGACGACAUGGAGGGUGCCGUUCUGUUCCCGACACGUCUCCGCUACAUCUCGGAAGAUCUGGACCUGUCGGAGAGUCUGCCUGCGAUGCUGCGAGAAUGCGAUCUGUACGAAUUGUUUGAGUCGCUGAAGAAGCUGAGGACUGAGCUGGACGAGGGGCGGCUGUCCUUCGCGCAGUACGAGGGCAGCAGCGAGCAGAUGAAAUCCAUCGUGGAGCUCAUCCACAGGCAGGUGCUGAGUCUGUCCGUCAUCCUAGAGCAGCUCGCGGAAACCGCUCGGCUCGUCACCAGACAGUACGAGGAACACUUGUAAACAAACGCGAAUAGUUUCAUCAGUCAGUGAGAAUAAAGCAAUGGUUGUGUCAAAAGAGUCUCUCUAUUCACUUGUAAACAAACAAACUCAAGUAAACAAGGAGAUAAACAAAGCAGAUUUGCCAUUCAUCCAAUGUACUGUGAACUGUAUGCAAGUGAUCAUCACUGAUGCAUCCAAAGACAUGGUGAUGAAUAUAAAGAAAAUUUACCAUUCAACCAAUGUGCUGUGAACUGUAUGCAAGUGAUGCAUCCAAAGACGCAGUGGUGGAUAUAAACUACUAACAAUCAACAUAGAUUUACCGCAAAUACAAAAACAUUAAGAUAAAAGUUGCAAUUGUUUGCAAGAAUGUUCACAGUGUGUAGCUAGAGGCCUCGGCUUGUAAAUUGUCAAUGUGCAAACGAAGACACAGAUACUUACUUGAUGUACAAAUUAUGCUUUUUUACAUGUCAUGUAGGAAUGAUUGUAUUAUGUAAUUAGACAGCACAAAUGAACUGACACCACGAAAGAUUGCCUAACGCUGAGAUUGGUAUUCAAGUCUUACUUCAAUAAAUUAUGCAGUUAAUUUUUUUUUAAUAACAUCUUUGAUUUUCAAUCUUUGUUUUGAUACUUCAUUUGUCUUAAGUUUAUAUGUUUUAUACCACAAUAACAAUACUUUCUACAAUUCGGGGAUGAUAUUAUGGAAUGGCUUUAGUAAUUGACAGUCUUUUCGAUAUGGUUCUGUGUUGAAACACCCUAUGUUUGUUUUGAGUACUUUGUGAGAGUGUGCAAAUUGGCAAUCUUGUCACAGAUGUGAUAUGGCAGUAUCCUACAAAGGGACGACUUUGGUAACAAAUGGGAAAGAUACACAAAGCCUAUGUACGGUUUCAGAUCUAAGAAGGGAAUUGUAAAUAAUUGUAACAGAAUAUUGCAGCAUUAUUCUUAAAUAUAGAUGAAGUUCUGCACUAUUUGAUUAGAUAGCAGGAUUUAUACAAGAUUGAUAAUAGAUUUAAAGAAUCUUUGCACCAUAAUUCAUGUGUUGAGCCUUGUUGAGAUAAAAUGAAUAUAUGAGUACAAAGAAUAUGGUCACAGUGCACAGAAUAUCAUAGGUGAAAAGUUAUAGCCUUAUGAUUUACAUAAGGCAGGAUCGGGAUAAGUUUAAGUACUAUAAAAUGGAAUUGUACAGCAAAACUGUAAAAAACGUUUACCAGUAAAUAAUUUGACUUGUUCUACAGUACAUCACCAAAAGGAUGCAUUUGGUAUAGACUGCUGAAUGGCAAAUAAGUAGAUACAGUUUUUAAGAAAGCUAUGAAUUGCACACUAUGGAAUACUUUAGAACAGGCACGUUUGUACAAAAAGACUAAACGCAUUGUUGCUUUUGGUAGAAGAAUUUGCAGCUCAACAUCAAAUGUUGGAAAGAAUAAAAGUCAUUUUGGAAUGAAGGA